Molecule: messenger RNA, 3471 nt
Organism: Rotaria sp. Silwood2
Lineage: Eukaryota; Metazoa; Rotifera; Eurotatoria; Philodinida; Philodinidae
Source: the annotation of a GenBank genome assembly
AUGAUCAUUCAUCGGUUAUCAUUGUUCACUAUUUAUAUUAUUUCAUUUACUCUUGCUAAUCCAACUAAUUUUACUGCAAAACAUCGUAAAACAUUAGAUGAUUCAUCAUCAGUAAGUGGUCGAUCGGCUAUUUCAAUUAUUGAAGAAGAUAAACGAUGUUUUGCAUGUCCAAUUAUUCCCGAUACAGGCAUUCAAAGUCGAUGUAUUGUACCUUGUCAUUAUAAUCAAAGAUGUUAUUUGAAAGCUUUUCAUGCUAAUGCUACACUCACUGAUCGCCGUUGUACUGAUGAACGAUGGGUACGUGAUUUACUUGUCGAUGGUUGUCUUACAUACAAUGGUCAAUAUUGGUGUAUGUGUUCAACUGAUUUAUGUAAUUCCGGUGAUUUUACAUCCAUUCGUGGUUAUGAUGAUUGUUCAAGUGAUCCAUGUCCAUGGGGUACAAUAUGUCUUGAUACGAAAGAUGGAUUUAGUUGUAUAUGUCCACCAUGGCAAGAUGAUUGCACUUAUGCUUUUAACAUUGGUUGUUCUUGUAAGAAUGGUGGUCGAUGUAUUAUGGGUCUUGGAUCUUAUAUAUGUGAAUGUCCAUAUGGUUAUAAUGGAUUAAGUUGUGAAACAAGAGAUAUAUGUAUUCCAAAUCCAUGUAUGAAUGGUGGUACAUGCCAAUCACAAGGCUUACUUAGUUUUACAUGUCAAUGUCGACCAGGAUUUCAAGGACUUACUUGUCAGAUAUGCGAUGCUUGUAUUCCGAAUCCUUGCCAAAAUGGCGGAACGUGCAUUUUUGAUGAAGCAACAGGAUACUUUCGAUGUUCUUGUCCACCGGGAUAUACAGGUCGUACGUGUGAUAUUGGCACCACAGUAACUGUUCCUCCUCUUAAUCCAUGUUCGCCAAAUCCUUGUCAGAAUGGAGGUACAUGUCAACCAACUAAUACAGGAAGUUUUACAUGUUCAUGUCCUGCUGGCUACCAAGGAGUUUGUUGUGAAAUUCGUUCAGAUCCUUGCUCGCCAAAUCCGUGCCGAAAUGGGGGUACAUGUCAACCAACGAAUACAGGAAGUUUCAUGUGUUUAUGUCCGACUGGAUUUCAAGGAAUUUGUUGUGAAACUCGCAUAGAUCCAUGUUCGCCAAACCCAUGUCAAAAUAAUGGUAUCUGUACAGCAAGUGGAAUGUCUAUUGUUUGUACAUGUUCGACUGGAUUUACUGGACAACGUUGUGAAACACGUGAUCCUUGUGCACAAAAUCCUUGCCUUAAUGGUGGUCAAUGUGUGUCAAAUGGAAUGGGUGGAUUUACAUGUAUGUGUCCAAAUCCAUAUACUGGUCAACGAUGUGAAGAUCGUAUUGAUCCUUGUGCUAGUCAACCAUGUCGAAAUGGGGGUACUUGUCAACCUGGAAAUGGUAAUUCAUAUCAAUGUAUUUGUCCACCUGGUUACUCAGGUUUUGAUUGUUCAACACGUGAUCCAUGUGCAGAUAAUCCUUGUUUGAACGGAGGAUCUUGUAUGACGAAUGGUUUCGGAGGAUUUACUUGUCAAUGUCCACCGGGAUUUAGUGGUCAACGAUGUGAAAAUCGUGAUCCUUGUGCAUCUCAACCCUGUAUGAAUCAAGGCAGCUGUAUGCGAGAUAAUGGUGGUUUUCGUUGUAUCUGUCCACCAGGAUAUUCUGGAAGUCGAUGUGAAAUCCGAGAUGCAUGUCAACCAAAUCCUUGUAUGAAUGGAGGAGCAUGUCGACCUGUAAAUGGAAAUGGUGGAUAUCAAUGUAUGUGUCCAACUGGUUUUACGGGUCCACGUUGUGAAACAAGAGAUUCUUGUAAUCCAAAUCCUUGUUUGAAUGGAGGCACCUGUAUGGCAAAUGGAUUCGGCGGAUUUACUUGUCAAUGUCUACCGGGAUUUAGUGGUCAACGAUGUGAAGAUCGUGAUCCUUGUGCAUCUCAACCCUGUAUGAAUCAAGGCAGCUGUAUGCGAGAUAAUGGUGGUUUUCGUUGUAUUUGUCCACCAGGAUAUGCUGGAAGUCGAUGUGAAAUUCGUGAUGCAUGUCAACCAAAUCCUUGCAUGAAUGGAGGAGCAUGCCAACCUACAAAUGGAAAUGGUGGAUAUCAAUGUAUGUGCCCAGCUGGUUUUACGGGUCCACGUUGUGAAACAAGAGAUGCUUGUACUCCGAACCCCUGUUUGAAUGGAGGAACUUGUAUGGCGAACGGACUUGGGGGAUUUGCUUGCCAAUGUCCACCGGGUUUUAGUGGUCAACGAUGUGAAGAUCGUGAUCCUUGUGCAUCUCAACCCUGUAUGAAUCAAGGUACCUGUAUGCGAGAUAAUGGUGGUUUUCGUUGUGUUUGUCCAUCAGGAUAUUCUGGAAGUCGAUGUGAAAUUCGUGAUGUAUGUCAACCAAAUCCUUGUAUGAAUGGAGGAACAUGCCGAUCUGUAAAUGGAAAUGGUGGAUAUCAAUGUAUAUGUCCAUCUGGUUAUAGUGGUCAACGAUGUGAAAAUAGAGAUCCAUGUGCUCAAAAUCCAUGUUUAAAUGGUGGUCAAUGUGUUGCAAAUAAUUUGGGUGGUUUUACUUGCGUAUGUGUUCCACCAUAUACUGGUCAACGCUGUGAAGAUUCAAAUCCAUGUGCUAGUAAUCCUUGUGGUAAUAAUGGUCAAUGUAUUCAAAGUAAUGGCGGAUUUUAUUGUGAAUGUAAUCUUGGUUUUUUUGGUAAUCGAUGUGAACGUCGUGUUUGUGAACCGAAUCCUUGUACGAAUGGAGGUACAUGUGAGCCUCGUCCUAAUGGUGUUUUCCAUUGUAUUUGUCCACCUGAAUAUCAAGGUCAACGUUGUGAAUUUCUUUGUGAACCAAAUCCAUGUGUUAAUGGAGGAACUUGCAGCCCAUAUGGUCUUGAUACCUAUUCUUGUAAUUGUCCAUUUGGUUACACUGGUCGAAAUUGUGAAACGCGCGAUCCAUGUAUUCCAAAUCCAUGUAAAAAUAACGGUCGUUGUCGACCAAAUACUGCCGCUGGUACUUAUGUAUGUGAUUGCCCUGUAAAUUUUGUUGGUACAAAUUGUGAAACAAGUGAUCCAUGCGCAGUAAAUGCUUGUCUCAAUGGUGGUCAAUGUAUGCCAAAUGGAAUGGGUGGAUUUACAUGUAUGUGUCCAAAUCCAUAUACUGGUCAACGAUGUGAAGAUCGUAUUGAUCCUUGUGCUAGUCAGCCAUGUCGAAAUGGAGCUACUUGUCAACCUGGAAAUGGUAAUUUAUAUCAAUGUAUUUGUCCACCUGGUUACUCAGGUUUUGAUUGUUCAACACGUGAUCCAUGUGCAGAUAAUCCUUGUUUGAACGGAGGUACUUGUAGGACGAAUGGUUUCGGAGGAUUUGCUUGUCAAUGUCCACCGGGAUUUAGUGGUCAACGAUGUGAAGAUCGUGAUCCUUGUGCAUCUCAACCCUGUAUGAAUCAAGGCAGCUGUAUGCGAGAUAAUGGUGGUUUNAGAAGUAAGAAUAUCUGGAUGACAUAG